AUGUACUCCCCACCAAGCAAGAAUGCCAAAUACAAAAGUGAGAUUAACAAUUUUCAACAAUUUGCUGGGGAGUCAGUUAGUGAGUCAUGGGAGCAUUUCAAAAGACUUCUGCAAAAAUGCCCUCACCACGGGAUCCCAAGAUGCAUUCAGAUUGAGACAUACUACAAUGGAUUGGACGACGCCACGCGCUUGGUCAUUGAUGCGUCAGCAAAUGGAAGUAAAGAAGGCAAGGGAUUGAAUGAAUCAGAAUCUUUCACUGCAUUAAAUUUAAAGAUUGAGAAUCUGACGGAUUUGGUUAUGAGGAGUAUGACGCAGCAAAAUGCAGUGCGAGCAUCUGCUGCCAAAGCAAAUGUUAGCAACAUCCAAGGAAUUUUCUGUUCUUCUUGCAAGGGAGAGCAUUAUUUCAAUGAUUGCCCUGGAAACACAGCUUCGGGAGGAAAUAAUGCUAGAACAUCCAAUGCUCCAGCAUAUCAGCAAAAAGGAAACUAUCCCCCAGAAUUUGCUAACCAAGGUCAGGGAGUAGRACCAAGGCCACCUGAAGGAUCAUUUGGAUCUUUGGAGAAUCUGAUGAAGCAGUAUAUGGAAAAGAAUGAUGCCACAGUACAAAGUCAAGCAGCAUCACUAAGGAACCUGGAAAUGCAAGUGGGAUACAUGGUGUCAAAAGACGGAGUCUCAAUAGAUCCAACAGAGGUGGAAGCAGUGACCAAUCAACAUCGUCCAUCUACUGUCAGUGAGGAACUCAACCAAAGGCUGGUUUCAACAGUAGUGCUUCUUGUGCCGUAUGGAACAAGAGAUUUCGUUAUUUAUAGUAGUGAUGCAUCUAAGAAGGGCUAG
Molecule: messenger RNA, 834 nt
Organism: Momordica charantia (bitter melon)
Lineage: Eukaryota; Viridiplantae; Streptophyta; Magnoliopsida; Cucurbitales; Cucurbitaceae
Source: RefSeq, a predicted model, not a curated record